Molecule: messenger RNA, 753 nt
Organism: Fusarium venenatum
Lineage: Eukaryota; Fungi; Ascomycota; Sordariomycetes; Hypocreales; Nectriaceae
Product: kinetochore Sim4 complex subunit Fta4
Cellular component (GO): Mis6-Sim4 complex
Source: RefSeq, a predicted model, not a curated record
AUGUCUGCUCGCGCAUCUGCACCGACAAUACCGGCGCUGAAACAAUCAUUCCUUGCCAACCAAACAACACUUCUCGCCCAACCUCUUGCUCCAUCUCGCUCAUGGCAAGCCACCAACGACGCGUCCGAUGAGCCUCUCACUGAGCGCGUUGUCCAAGAUGUCCUUUUCAACCUGAAUCACACUAUUCAGCAGCAUUGUCGCCGCGUCUAUUCCCCGCAGGCUAGUCGGAAUAUCGCUGAGCAGAUCGAUAACGUCUUCACCCAGGAAGCUGAGCGUAAAGUAGGAGGCCCAGCUGAUGCUAAAGGCGGUAUUGGCAGAGAACUUGAUCUCACCGAUAGUGAAGCUAUUGAAUCAUUACAAGUUUCUUGGCAUAUAGAAAAGGAUGUCAAUGACCACCCCGUGGAAGUCAAGCGCUAUGCAGAUGCUGUUGCUCGACUAACUGAGCUCAGCGACCAGCGCAAGCGAUUAAGAACGCAAGUGGCACGCUUAAAUCAUCUGAAAACCAUCGUCGAGCCUCUUCAGACGACAGAUAAUGGCGCUGGUAUCCAGGAAAACCUCCUUACUCGCAAUGGCCCUGUUGAAAAGGAACUUGAGAAGAUGCGCUUCUUGCUGGCGAGAGUCGGUGGUCGUGUCCAUGCGCUACCAGAACGAACUUCCAAUGACGUUCCUAAGGAGAUAAGUCUUUCGGAGACAGGCUCUCAGGGUCGGAAGCGACGUGUUGAUCAGUUUCUUGCUGAUGAGGUGUUUCAAUAA